Molecule: messenger RNA, 2009 nt
Organism: Paramuricea clavata
Lineage: Eukaryota; Metazoa; Cnidaria; Anthozoa; Malacalcyonacea; Plexauridae
Source: the annotation of a GenBank genome assembly
UACUCUAUGGAUAAAAAUGUCGCUGGUUGAAGGCCACCAGGUUACAUACAAAGAUGUAUUGCCUCAUACUGUAUUAAUUACAGCAUUAUUUAACUCUGGGGCGAUACCAAAAACUCGCUUUGCAAGAUUCCUGGAAAAAGCUUUGUUUGUACUGGUUUUGCUUGUCUUAAGCUUCGUCACAAUAUUGGCUGUGUUUAAAAGGUCAGUCUGGUCGACGUUGGUGGGUAUAGACACAUGGAUUCAAUUCUCACUCUACAUCGUUCCUUUAUUCUCCAUGAUCUGUGGACAUCUGGUAUUCAAGUCUCGCUCAUUCAAAGAAAUUUUAAACAGACGCAUCGAGCAGAAUGACACAAAUGAAACCGAAUUCGGAACUUCCACAUUGUCCUCUUUUCUCAAAAAGCAUUCAACGCGCACUUGCCUUUACCCCGUGUUUUUGGUCGUUUACCAGUGGGCAGUUUAUCUGUUGUUCUUCUACAAGGAAGCAACCGGCAACUUCUCAGACCCUUUUGAGUUUUCUCAACAUACCUCUUUCGUAGCUAAACUUCUACAUUUGGAUCGAAACAAAGGAUUAUGGCUUGCGCUUUACUAUACAUUCUGGACGAUUGCAAUGUAUGUGACGGGCUUUAUUGGUUGCUGUUUUAUUCUAGUAGUUGAGAUACACAGACUUGACAUAAAAUCGUUCCUGUACAACAUUGGUGAUGGGCCUUUGAUACAUAAAGGGAAAAGCAACGUGCAUCCUAGAACGCGAAUUACAAAUCAUGGCAUAUAUCAGGCAGUUGAUACUGGGCCUGGGGUCACAACUCCGGUCAGGUUAUGUUUCAGAGCUUUGUCAUUGUUUACCGGGUUUUUGACCCUUGGACUUGUGGAAUUCGCGUCUUGGUCUUGGGAAACACAUAACAUGCCAGACAUUUCAGUUCGCGAGGCCCAAAAUGUCGCCGGCGAGAUUUCCGAUAGUGAGGUUGCAAACGGGUUGACUAGCUCAGUCGCUGUGGAGAAUGGACAAGGGGCAAGCUCCUCUGAGGGGAGAGGUGGCCCCCCAAAAACUAUCAGGCCCAGAGACGUAAGUAAGCAUCUAGUUGAACUAAUGUCAAGCGUUGAAACAAAUAGUGCAUUAUUUAAACCAUUCCUUGUCCUCUUGACUUUUUUUUCUGUGACUAAUCUUAUAACUCAUGUCGUUGAAAUGGCCAUUAAAAAAGAAAUGUUUUUCACGUACACUCAUGGGUGGACCCUCGUACGCACCCUAUUUUGGUUUCUGCUCGCCAUCCGGUUGCUAUGGGCAGUUGCUACGAUCACGAAAACACUCUCACGUAUCAUACCUCAUAUCUACUACCUCAGGAGCGUUGGGGAGUUGACAGGGGCGAAAGAAGAGUGGGAUGAUUUUUUUCAACUUGCUGAAACUUUUGAGUUCGGCUCAAGGACUUAUGGUUUUCCGUUAACCUUGAACCAAGUUGCGAGCAUCGUUGCUGUAGUUAAUUUCUCGUUUUUGAUUACCUUGUCUUUUAUUUCCAACACAAAGAACUGAAUUGUUGUUGUAACAUUUUGACAUGUAUGAUAAAGGUUUUAAUUUGAUGUGCAGUAUUGGCCUUAUUUUAAAAAUUGGAUCGAGGUGGUUAAACGGGUUGAGCUGGUGCCUCUAGAUGCAUGCAUCUGAUUGAAUGACGACUGGCUUUAACUGCCGAGCACGCGCAGUUGAUCAUUUUUUGCCCGGUCGCCUGAAAAAAAGUGGGUACAUGAAAACGUAAUCUUCCGCUGCAGUGUUUACAACGGUCAGUUACAGCUCUGUAUAGGUACUUACUCUGUGGUUUACACGCUGCGAUUAAUCGUGUACGAUUCGUUUUCUGGCGUAUGUUAUUGAGUAAACACGCGUAAGCUGGCUGCAUUUGAAAUUUCUUUUUUAAUGAAACGGCAAUGAAUUAUGGCGCCAUCACUCAUUUUAAUACGCCAGAAUACGAAUCGUACACGACAAAUCGUAGCGUGUAAACGUAGGUUUAGGUCUAAAAUUUUUUCUU